UUGACACAAAGAAGAUGGCGUCUUUAGAGAAAAAUAUUGCAUUUUCUGAACAAUUGCUGUUUAAUAGUUGUCACUUUGAAUGGAAAGAAUUGAGCAUAAAUUUUGGUGAUGGUCAGAAUACAUUGCAAGAUGUCCAGGUACCUAAUGGUGCUGGAGGCUUCUCUUAUCGUCAUAGUGAUCAUGUUGAUUCUUCCACAAGAAACAGGUUCAUCUACUGGCGUUCAAGUAAAGACACUUUGGAACUUGUUGAAGACUCGCUGGAUGGCAACCUCUGCGGUAACACUGUUAGAAUCCACUUACAAGAUGCAGUCAUCUUUCCGACAGUUACAAUCCAUGAGACACAUGCUAAUGUUAUUAUCCUGGUCACCACGGUGAAUAGUGUCCUACGACUAAUAUUUCCGCAUCCAACUAGAAUGCAGAGAAUGGAGCAAUAUUCAGCAGAUUGUACUGUGUCUUCCAUUUUUGCGGACAUCUCUGUUGCUAGCCUCCAGGAACCAGCAAACAUGUACACACUUGACCAAUCCACAACCCAUCACCAUGAAAUACAUUCCAGCUCAUCCUGUCUAACCAAUGACGGUGAAGCCCUCUUUGCCAUGGCAACAAGUAAAGGCUCAAUUACUCUUGUGAGGCUGCCAGCUAUUGGUUUAGGUGGUAUUGUAACACAGAGGGAACUGAGCCAGCCCCUUGGGAUGUCUAGGCUAUGGAGUGGGCUCGUCCCAUCAGUGUUCAGAGGGGGUCAAGAAUCUACUGAUGCUGCCUUAAGUGUUUGUAUGCACAACUUAGUCCAAGACACAUUCAUCAUCUGUGUAUGUAAAGAUCACUUCCUUCGAGUUUGGUCAUGCAAGAAUCAAGAGUGUACCUUGUCAACCAGUUUGCUAGACUUUAUUCCAGACAAAAGUAAUAUUCAUGAUACUGUAGCAACCAGACAUAUUAUAAAGAAAGCAUAUGGAAGUGAUAAAAAGAACCUGGUGCUUGGAGUCUACUUAGAAUUUCCAGAUCGAUGUCAGUUUUUGAUUGUAAAGUUUAUGCAACAUAAUGGCAAGUACCAGUUGAAGAAGCUAGCCUCUUUGUACUCUCCCAAAGAUGCUUUGGUGGACUUUUGCCUUGCUGAACAUCAGGUCUGGACAGUAUGGACAUCUGGAGGAGAGACUACUGCCAAGUACACUGACCUUGGAGGUGUGUGUGGAUGGAAGACUAUAAACUUAGCUGUAAACCCAAUGGCAGAUGUAUUGUUCCAGCCAUUCUUAGAGUCCCGGGAGGUGUACCUACAAGAAAUCUUUGAUUCUGGAAGAUUCUGUUUACAAGCAAUUGCCAGAGCUCUAAAUAUUUGUCAGCGUUCCGUAGAUGGUCGUAACAUCACAGACUCAAACUUGAAUCCAAGCAUGCUGAGAAAGGAAGUGAUAGAUGCGAUUGAGAACGAGAUCAAGCAUCGGUUUGGUGGUGGUGAGAUGGACAUGCAAGAGUACUGUGAAGUACAACAGCAAAGCUGGUCAAAAUUCUACACAUGUUGUUAUCAGUACCAUGAGGUUGCCAAUAAGCCGGUUGGAAUAUUUGUAGAUAUAAAUACACAGAUGCCAGUGUUGGUCAAAAAGAAUAUUAUAUCUGUUCUAAGAACUUGUGAUAUACUGGAAGAAGUCUGCUUCAACCCCAAGGAAUGUUCUCUGCUAAAGCUUGAAGCUUUUAUCGAAAACCAAGAAGAGCCUGCCCUCGCUCAAGACCUUGUUACAAUAUCAACAAUUCUACAGCUUAUUCAGCAGCAUCUGAGUAGCCAGGAUACUUCAUCCUUUGAGCACAAUCUUUUUCAUCAGGAACAGGCUGAUAUUCUUGUGGAACAGAUAGCUGAUAGUAUCCUAGUGGGAAUAAGUGAACAGCAAGGGGCCAGCCAAUCGGCAAUCACAAAUCAAGUAUCUCAAGCAAUUUUGAAUUUUGUUGAACCAAUCCAUGCAUUUAAACUGAUCCUUAAUUUCGUUGAUCUCACUGAUGACAAUCUGGAAAAUUCCAUGAUGGAAGAAACUGAUGUUAAUUGUAAAAAUAUUUUGGGGGUGGCACCACAAUUCCUUCGUUUGCUGACUCCAUGGUGUAAAUGGAACGUAUCGUCACGCAAGUUCAUCCAAGGUCAGUGCUAUCUGAAUUCCGCCGAACCAUAUAAGGCUCUCGACUGCUUCCUACAGGGCGCUCACCGAAUCACCGACGAGAAUUUCAUGUUGCACAAGUUACUGAUGACGGAGCAGAUGGACGGUCAACAUUUGGACACGCUCUAUUACUUGAAGGUGAUUCGUCUGUUUGAACAGUUCUCAUACCCAGACCUUGUGAUAUUAUUAGCUAAUACUGCUUUGAGUGUUGGGGAUGAAGAUGAUACAAAUAUACCUAUCUUGUGGUGUAAAGUGUUUAAACAUCAUCUAGAACUAGGAAAUAAUGAACAGGCCUAUGCUGCGAUGACAGCUAACCCCGAUCCAGAAAGGCGAAAUGAUUGUCUACGUCAGUUUGUUGUAGUGUUGUGUGAAACUGGUCAAAUCAAACAGCUCUGUAAAUUCCCUUAUAUUGAUCUUCAUGAUGAGGUUGUGAGUAUCAUAGAAUCCAGAGCACGCUCUGUCGAUCUCAAGACGCAUAAUUACUAUGAUUUCUUGUACGCUUUUCACACAUUUCGAGGAAAUUAUCGCAAAGCUGGUAGUACCAUGUAUGAAUAUGGUAUGCGUUUAGGCCAGGAGGUAAUUGGCGAGAGGGCGCUGCAGCAACAGGCCAAAUGCUACCUAGCAGCAAUGAAUUCUCUGAGGUUAGUAGAUCCAGACUACGCAUGGAUAGUCAAACCGGUGUGCAUUCAACCAAAUCGUGAAGAUAUGACUGGUGCAUCUCCAAAACGAAGUUGCGAUGGUGAAGAUAAAGAGAUACAAGGUAAACGGAAGGUGGAAGUGAUUGAGUUGGAUCAGAUUGAGAAGGAGUACUUGCUGGUUACAGCUAGACUGCAGUACAUUAAGCAGUCAUCUGACCCUUCAAAUGCCACAGGUCCAACAUUAUCUCCACAUGAAACCGUAUCGCUGUUAAUAUCUGUCGGUUUGUUUGACGUUGCUGUUACUAUUUGUCAAACAUUUAAACUCUCUCUGCAGAGUGUUCUAGAAGGUCUGACAUUGAGGUGUGUAAGACUUAGUCUAAGUGGUGAAGUGGAACCUUACUCUUGGGAGUGGCUGUCAGCAAAUGACGUAUCUAAUCUACAGGCUGCCAAGGAUCUCAGCCCGGCAGAUUUAGCGUGGAGGAUGCUACGCGCCUACCUGGAGAAGUUUGAUCAAGUCGGUGACCAUAGGCACUAUCGUUGGGUUGUGCAUAAGUUACUUUCCUUGGGUUACCACAUUCCUAACUGGUUAUACAACUCAUACAAAGCUUACCAUUUGUUGGAUGACAAAUUGAAACAGUACCAAGACAAAGCACGUAGGAUCUCCCAAGAUAAGAUUGCCAUGGCAACACAAAAACAGAUGGGAACCAGUUCCUAUGGGGGAGUUCCUGUGUAUCAGCGUUCAUGAUACCGUAAAUGAACUGAAGCAGGAAUAUGCUGAUGAAACAUUACAAAUAUGAGGAGUGUGUUGUAAGGUUAAAGAGGAAGUGUGAGUGAUCACCUGCAUUCAUGAUUCAUGAAUUAUUUAAGAAAAAGAAACAACCUAUGCAACUAUUACGGAUCAGAUUUAUUGUUCUUUCCAAACACGAACUAUAUUUAGAAAGUUUUACUUGACCAUUUAUUCUAUACUUUGACAGAGGAGUGGACUUGCCUGACUUUACCCUUCGGCAGCCGCAGCUGACAUGGUGCCAACGGUGGUUUGCCAGAAUGUUCUGGAGUGGACUUGCAUGGUUUAAAAAUAUGCAAAAUAUUUGAGGAUGGGUAAAACAGAAUCCUCAUCAACGUUCUAGGUGUCUUGCUUCUGAUAGAACGUGCUGCAAGUAGUUUUGAGUUUUUGAUAAACUGUACUUAAUAAUUGAAGUGAGUGUAAAUAUUUAGAAGUUAAUGUGAUUGUCUCAUAUUUAAUGAUAUGUGGGCACAUCUAAAACCGGACCGACUAAACUAUCUUCAGCCUGUGUUACCACUGCAUGAGGUGAUGCGAGCUGCUAAAUACGUUCCCUCAGUAUUCCAGGUUUUCACUGAUACCGAGGUAGUUUGUCACAUUUGGAAGCAUAGUGCAUGUAUAUUUAUUACAGUAAUCAUGUAUGGUUCUAUUUUUGUUAAACUGGUUGAUGUCAAUGUAAUAUUCAAAAUCAAAAUUGGAAAUUUACAAUUUUGUAUAAAAAUCAAUAAAAAGAAUCUCUUUUAUUGUGUAAAAAGACUUUAAUUAUUGUUAUUUUUUGAUGCUGGAUUGAUGAUCCUUAAAAUAAAACUGCUAAGAAGCAACUACUA
This is a messenger RNA of Anneissia japonica, 4378 nucleotides long. Its product is annotated as nuclear pore complex protein Nup160-like. Gene Ontology annotation, molecular function: structural constituent of nuclear pore. The record is from RefSeq and is a predicted model, not a curated record. Bases 15 to 3515 code for a protein of 1166 amino acids. NCBI's taxonomy places the organism in Eukaryota, Metazoa, Echinodermata, Crinoidea, Comatulida, Comatulidae. Gene Ontology annotation, cellular component: nuclear pore. The transcript is spliced from 26 exons.